AUUUUCUAAACAAACACAACUAAUACACUUUAAAAAAAUUGCGUCAAAUUGUGAAAACAAAACGAUUACAGCAGAUAGCACUUGAGGACUUAACUUACAAUUAAUGGAUAUGAAUAUAUAAAUUAAUUUUUUUGUCAGUGUGCCUAAUAAAGAAAUAAGUAUAUUUAAGAUGCCACAUACAAAAGUGAAUGAAAAAGUUUAUGACCAUCGAAUUCUGCAAGAUUGGUCGGAUGUAGAUGAAGACAACGGAAUAACACACUAUUCCAAAGACAUGAUCUUUAAUGAUGGCCAUAGAUUGUCUAUAACUGUAUACAGCAUAUUAUUUUUGAUCUCGACAAUUGGCAACUCAACUGUGCUGUAUUUGCUGACAAAGAGGCGACGUGGUUUGCGCGGUCCCUCCCGUAUUGACAUAAUGUUAAUGCAUUUGGCCAUUGCCGAUUUAUUAGUGACUUUGCUUUUGAUGCCGCUGGAAAUAGCGUGGGCCUACACCGUACAAUGGAAAUCGACGGACUUUGUGUGCCGCCUUAUGAGUGUUUUCAGAGUGUUUGGAUUGUAUUUAUCCAGUUUCGUGAUGGCUUGCAUAUCAAUUGAUAGAUAUUUUGCGAUACUAAAGCCACUCAAACUAUCAACCAACCGGGGACGGAUUAUGCUAUUGAUUGCUUGGAUUUGUUCAUUAUUCUGCAGUUUGCCGCAGGCAUAUAUAUUUCAUCUGGAAGAGCAUCCUCACGUGAAGGGUUACUUUCAAUGCGUCGACUUUCAUUCUUUUCCAAAUGAUUUCGACAAGUUGUCGUACAAUAUUUCCAAUAUGUUUGCCAUGUAUGCUUUUCCACUAACAACUUUCAUUUUUUGUUAUGGAGCAAUCUACUUGGAAAUAUACCAGAAGAGCAAACGUGUUGUUAAAGGAGUUGAACGUUUUAGACGAUCUAAUGAUGAUGUUCUCGGUCGUGCUAAAAAGCGGACCCUUAAAAUGACCAUUAUUAUUGUACUGGUGUUCAUCAUAUGCUGGACACCGUAUUAUAUUAUUUGCAUGUGGUAUUGGAUUGAUAAGUCUUCGGUGGAAAAUAUUAAUCCAUUAGUACCGAAAAGUUUAUUUAUUUUCGCUUCAACCAAUUCAUGCAUGAAUCCGAUUGUUUAUGGUGUUUUCAAUAUACGUAGUCGGAAUAACAACAACAAUAAUGCGUCGGUGAAUAAUCGGCACACAUCUUUAUGCAGUCGACUUGAUUCUUCCAAUCAAUUGCAGAAGAAUUUACCGAACUUGCAGAAUCUACCGAUUCUCACAACAACCAUUGAGACCAAUGGCGUUACUGGAGAGAACAAGAGCACCACCAUAUCGGCAGAAGUGUCAGCUUAUGAUAAAGAAAAGUCACCCGUCAUCUGUUACAACUGUGGUGACUCCAUUGAACUUGCUAAUCUUCAAAAGCCAUAAUUCCAUAAUAUUAAUCUGCGCGUACGUGUUUAAGCUAUAGAUUGAAGCGGUUAGUUUGUCGAAUGGUCAUUUGCGACUUCAGUCACAGUCAGUCGCUUAACUCUGUCUGACUCUGCCUGACUCUGCCUGUGUGCUGGGAUGCAUUACACAAAAAAAAACCAAAAAAAAAGAAAACAAAAAUAACAACAACAAACCAUUUUAUUAGUAACAAAAUAAAAUUAAAAAACGGCCACUGAUAUCGUAGGCCCAGCAAAAAUAUUUUCAUCAUAUCAGUUCGCUUUAGAUAUUGGCAUGGAUAUAAGUAAUUAAUUAUUGUCACAUUAUUAUAAUUAAUUUAAAAUAAUUUAUUCACAAUGAACAAAAUAA
This is a messenger RNA of Teleopsis dalmanni, 1792 nucleotides long. It is a transcript of the gene AkhR, whose product is annotated as gonadotropin-releasing hormone receptor. The transcript has 7 exons. Lineage: Eukaryota; Metazoa; Arthropoda; Insecta; Diptera; Diopsidae. Gene Ontology annotation, cellular component: membrane. Gene Ontology annotation, molecular function: peptide binding; G protein-coupled receptor activity; adipokinetic hormone receptor activity. The coding region runs from base 170 to 1426 and encodes 418 amino acids. The record is from RefSeq and is a predicted model, not a curated record. Gene Ontology annotation, biological process: G protein-coupled receptor signaling pathway.